Erythranthe guttata (spotted monkey flower) is the source of this 1928-nucleotide messenger RNA. RefSeq lists its product as uncharacterized. The record is from RefSeq and is a predicted model, not a curated record. Lineage: Eukaryota; Viridiplantae; Streptophyta; Magnoliopsida; Lamiales; Phrymaceae.
AACAUUUUCUCUCUCCUCCUUCCGCCCCUUAUAAAUACGCCUAUUGCUAAAACAAUUGGAUCUCUUCCCUUUUGGGGUUUCAUGGGAGGCGGCCCCCUUUCUCAGAGAAAAACCCAUUAAAAAAAUUGAAAACUCUGUAACAGGAUCUGAGGACAAUUUGUAUAAAUAUAUAUACAUACACAUACAUACUUAAAUUAUACAGAGAAUAAAAAAAGAAGAGAGAAGAGAUUCUCGAUAUUCGUACAGAAACGAAACUUCUUGAUUCGAUUAAAAUACCCUCUUCGCCACAAUGACUGCUUAAAUUGUGAGUGGCAGGCUGGAAAUGUAAUGCAAGGGCAUGGUGCAUGACCAACAUAAGUGUUUUUCCGUUCGGUUUUUUCACGUGCAAUGUCUCGCUGUUUCCCAUUUCCGCCACCUGGAUAUGAGAUAAAGGCUAGCCCCGAUAACGUGAACUUGAUAUCGAAGGAGAAGCAUAAGCCCAAAAAGCACAAGGAAAAGAAGGAUAAAGACAAGAAAGAAAGAAGCGAGAAAAAGGAAAAAAAGGAUAGAAGUGAAGGUAAACAUAAAGAUGACCGGAAGCAAAAGAAGAAAGAUAAGCAAGAGAAAAAAACCGAGAAGUGUGUUGCCGACGAUAGCAAAUCGACCGAUGGAAUGCAGGAUUAUAGAAUUCUGGUCGAAUUGGGAAAAAGAGUUCGAAAUGACGAUGGGGCGACGACGGAUAAUCGAACACUUGGGAAAAUCGCAGUCGUGGAACAAAAGCAUGAGCUUAUUACGGCUAAUGGACACACUCCCAAAGUUGAGGCUAAUGGCUCUAUAAACGGUUUUCAUGGGAAGUUUUGUGGAGAUGGAAUCGAGAAGAGGAAUGAGUUAAAAGAAAAGAAGGAAAAUGGAAAUAGUGUCGGCGAAGGCAAGAACGAAGAUCGAGAUAAGAAGAGGGAGGAAAAGAAGAGAAAGAAAGAGAGGAAAAAGGAGAAGAAAAUGGAGAAGGAGAAGAAACAGACGAAGGUGAAGGAGAGUAGUAAAGAGAACGUUAAACAAACAGAAAACAACGGUAAUGCUCUUUAUAAUAAUAAUAAUAAUAAUCCCUCGGAUCAUUUGAAGGAGAGCCUCGACGGUUGGGGAAAUAUUCCGAAACAAGAAAAGCGCGCGAUGAAUGGCGUUUUGCAUGACAACGGAUUUCGACCCAAUACUCCUACGUUAAGGGCGGUUGUGGAAAAAGUUUCUCCUGUUACGAAUCAAAAGAUCGACGUCAUCACAAAUCAUGUGGAGAAGGAGAAAGGGGCCGUUAUUACAAAUCAAAAGAUCGACGGUGUUAUUACAAAUGGGAAGAUCAACGGCAAGCUCUCGUCCUCUCAAUUAGUGGUUGAAAAUAACCACUCGACAUCUCAUAACGGAAAGGCCGGUUCAAAUAAUCAUGCAACGAGUAAUGGCAAUAGUACUAAUCCGACAAAUGUGAAACCAAACUCGGGGCCCGUUGUGGAGAAUGGAAGGAAGUUGGAUAAUGGCGCAUUAGAUGGUAAAACGUCCACGUCAUCGAGGCCGUUGUCCGUAUCUGUAAAAGCUCGUAAGGAGAAGGAGAAGAAAGUUACGAAGACUAAUCAUCCUGAUUUGAAAUACUUGAGCCAGAUUUUGACUGUACCGAAAGUAGAUCCGCCUAGAUUUGACGAUCAAGAUUGGUUGUUUGGAUACAAGGCAAAGAGGCCGAAAUUGGGUUCCGAGUCGACUCAUAAGCAUGUUUGGGCCGAAGCUAUCGAAUUGGGGGCCGCAGAUAUUAUUGCUCUGCCUUAUGUCAUUCCUUACUAGAUAUAUGAUAUUUCAACUGUAUUACUGGACCACAACAAAUUUUGUGAAUGUUAUACUAUAUGUAUACAAAAUUUUCAGAGUGAGAAGGAAGUAGCAGUUUUGCUUGAAAUUUCGAUUUCGUUUUU